AUGUCUAUUCCUGAACAACCAAAAAACAAAGGCAUUUUUCCUGCUCAACACGGAUAUACAAAUCUUAACGUUAAAACCCACACGUAUUCAGACAAGCCAACUCCACUUCUGGCACACCAAAAUAAAGCCGCUGGAUUUAUAUCAGAACACACAGAUAAAGAACAUACAAAAAAGUAUGCUAAACAAGGAGGGAAAACCAUAUUCAAUGCUUUGAUUGGUAUCAUAUGUCGCUGA
Molecule: messenger RNA, 234 nt
Organism: Lodderomyces orthopsilosis Co 90-125
Lineage: Eukaryota; Fungi; Ascomycota; Pichiomycetes; Serinales; Debaryomycetaceae
Exons: 1
Coding region: 1-234 (77 amino acids)
Source: RefSeq, a predicted model, not a curated record